UAUAAUGGCCAUGAUUCAAGCGAUCGACGAAGAAGUCUGUUUGGAAACCCGAGUGGCGUUGCCUGCACAUUUUGUUAUGAAAAUUUCGAAGCAUUGCAUUCUGAAUUGCGAAUCACAAGUAUUCACUGCUGGUGGUUACAAUUGGAAACUAAAAAUCUACCCUGAUGGGCUAGAUGGCUGUCAUAAUUCAGACUAUCUUUCAGUUUUAUUGUCCAUGGUUGAAACAAGCACCUCUUCUGCAGAUUUUGAGGUUAAUGUAAUGUGUAGCAUCCUUCUCUAUAAUCAAAAUUCUGAUUAUUAUGUUUAUUAA
Molecule: messenger RNA, 310 nt
Organism: Andrographis paniculata
Lineage: Eukaryota; Viridiplantae; Streptophyta; Magnoliopsida; Lamiales; Acanthaceae
Exons: 3
Coding region: 5-310 (101 amino acids)
Molecular function (GO): protein binding
Source: RefSeq, a predicted model, not a curated record